Molecule: messenger RNA, 492 nt
Organism: Marasmius oreades (fairy-ring Marasmius)
Lineage: Eukaryota; Fungi; Basidiomycota; Agaricomycetes; Agaricales; Marasmiaceae
Exons: 5
Coding region: 1-492 (163 amino acids)
Source: RefSeq, a predicted model, not a curated record
AUGUCCAUCUCUGGCAUCGCCUCGACUAUCACUCUGCCACGCGAAAGUUCGGGUAUACAAAAUCGGUGGAAUCUGGAACUUGCGGUCUUCGCAAUCGCGGAGACCUGCGUGACGGAACCAGGACAGCGACUACCCGACUUAAUUACCAUACGUCUACUGUCAGGAGAGCUCACGGCACUCGAUUUUCUAAAAUCUCAAGUUUCUUCAUCCCUGGACCGAAGUUCAAUUAUGAGUAGAUUGAAUAGUGUUUGCGGGAGGACAGUGACAUCUACAUAUUCGCUUUGUACGACAUGCUGCCAUACCUUGGUUCGAUUUGAGGUGUUUGCGAGCUUUCCCUACCGUUCAAUAUCCAAUAUUCAAUACCCCCGAUUCCGAUUGUCACACAGUUCAAUCCACCAAUCAGAUAUCUUAAUUCAACGCAUCUUCAAACUUCAAUCCAGGGUGGUCAGGAUUCUAGGUGCCGAACGAGCAAGCGCGAUUGAAUCCGGAUAA